Messenger RNA from Ceratosolen solmsi marchali, 525 nucleotides. It is a transcript of the gene Srp14, whose product is annotated as signal recognition particle 14. Gene Ontology annotation, cellular component: signal recognition particle, endoplasmic reticulum targeting. Gene Ontology annotation, molecular function: 7S RNA binding; endoplasmic reticulum signal sequence receptor activity. Bases 115 to 441 code for a protein of 108 amino acids. Gene Ontology annotation, biological process: SRP-dependent cotranslational protein targeting to membrane. The record is from RefSeq and is a predicted model, not a curated record. NCBI's taxonomy places the organism in Eukaryota, Metazoa, Arthropoda, Insecta, Hymenoptera, Agaonidae. The transcript has 4 exons.
UUGCAGUAAGAAUUAAAUUAAUUUAACCUCAAAAAUAAAUGAUUACGAUUCCAUUCCAAUUUUGAACGUCAUAAUUUGCAGAGACACGUCGAUGACAUAUGGUAUACUUUCGGAAUGGUUUUAUUGGAGAAUGAUGCGUUUUUAUUGGAGCUUAACAAACUUUUUGAAAGAUCACGAUCGAAUGGUUCUGUAUCACUUACUAUAAAGAGAUAUAAUGGGCAUAAUAAACCUGAAUCAAGGAAAGGUCAAGUAUCUCUCCCACCACCAUCAGAAUAUUUUUGUUUAGUACGAGCUAAACUUAAAUCAAAAAAACUUUCCACAGUUAUUCAUUCUAAAGAUGUGAAUAAAUUUCAACAAGCUUAUUGGAAUCUACUUAAAACAAAUAUAAAUGGACUAAAAAAAUUAAAAAAAAUUAAAUCAGUCAAACCCAAAGCUCAUUAAAAAUAUAAACAAGAUAAUUAGAAAUAUACAUUUUUCUAGUAUGUAUCAUACAGUCUCCCAAUUAUAAUGGGUAAUUACUACAUA